Messenger RNA from Colletotrichum godetiae, 1041 nucleotides. Its product is annotated as ubiquitin-conjugating enzyme/RWD-like protein. NCBI's taxonomy places the organism in Eukaryota, Fungi, Ascomycota, Sordariomycetes, Glomerellales, Glomerellaceae. The record is from RefSeq and is a predicted model, not a curated record. The transcript is spliced from 2 exons. The coding region runs from base 405 to 761 and encodes 118 amino acids.
GACCAACAAGCCCCUCAGCAAGCCGGAAGCCGCAACCUGCCUGCCUUGCCUGGGUUGCUUCUCGAGCCGCCGACUGACAUCUCCUCCUGCGCUCAACCUUUCCCUUUUCCUUCCGUCGAGCCUUCUUCGCCUGGGCUUCAUCCUUCUCCAGGCCACUUGAUUGCGCUUCAAAAUGGCUUCCAGCUUUGCUUCCAAGCGGCUGGCCAAAGAGUUGUCCAAGGUUCGUUACUUCGCAUCCAGCUCGCUACCUCACCCUGUCCCGUGAUCGAACCAUUUGCACAUUGUCGCAUUGUGCGCUCUCGCGCUCGCGCUUGUGUUAUGAACAUUUCUAACUCUCACAGCUCAACUCUGGCCUGCCCCCCGGUAUCGAACUCAUUUCGGCCGACAACUUCGAAGAAUGGAUCAUGGACAUCAAAGUCUUGGACGACAACCCGCUAUACAAAGACCAGGUUUACAGGCUGAAAUUCAAGUUCUCGCAACAAUAUCCCAUAGAACCCCCAGAGGUUACCUUCGUCAAGACCACCGAGCGACCGAUUCCCAUGCACCCUCAUAUCUACUCCAAUGGCAUCAUCUGUCUCGAUCUUCUUGGCAGUCAAGGCUGGAGUCCUGUACAGAACGUCGAGAGCGUCUGCAUGAGCAUACAGAGCAUGUUAACAGGCAACGAAAAAAACGAGCGACCGGCGGGAGAUGACGAGUUCGUUCGGAGCAAUCGCUUGCGCCCUAGAGAUAUCGACUUCUACUAUCACGAUAACACCGUUUGAACAACACAAGACAUUUGUGCGACAGGUUUGGGUAUGGCGUUGUAUCGGAUUUCAGCAUACAAAUAGGGAAUCCCAGUACAAGCAGAGUAUUCAGGCGUUGAUGCUCUGCUGAGGGGAAGAAGAAGAGGUGACCAACACGGUUCUUGGCCCUCUUCAGCUUUCGUGGAGCGAGAUCUCGAAAAGGAUCGGCCGGGAAAAUUGUGUCACGAGCGGGAUCGCAGCCUCUCCAGAGGACGGUAUUUACACCCAUGUUGAUGGCGGUAGGAUGAGCAGAUUUACC